CUUUUGCAGUUACACGGUCAGUCGGUGACUAAUCUAGGUAUCCCAUCCUAGCGAGCAGCGGCUCAACUACACUUGGCUUGAAACUGCAAGAGCCAAUCAUUUUCUCUGUUGAUAUUAUGAUGAUUCAGGUAUCAUUAGUCAUUUAUCGAGUUAUAAAAUGGUUUUUAGUACCGAAAAUUUUCAAGAUGAAUGUCAAGAAUCUGAAGAUUGUCAAUCCAUCUCCAAUUCUUGUAACAAAUUUUCUUCAAAAUUUAUUCAAAUAUUAACAUCAAACCAAAAGCAGGACAACAUAUUAAUUUCAUCAUUCAGUGUUUAUACUAUUUUAUCAGUACUGUUUCAUGGAGCUGAUGAGGUAACAAAAGAGCAAUUGAAAUCAGGUUUAUAUUUGCUCACUCCUGGUCAACUUGGAAAUGAGUUCAAACAAUUAUUGAAAAGUUUGAGAAGCGUUAGAGAAGCUGAGCUAGAAAUAGCUGAUGCUAUUUUUAUUAGUACUAAUUUUUCACUGAAACAAGAAUUCUUAUCUAUCAGUAAAGACAUUCAUGAAAUUAACAUUGAAGAUAUAAAUGUUCAAGAUAGUCCUGGUUCCUCUAGAAAAGUGAAUUCAUGGAUUAAAGAUAAGACGAAAGGAAAAAUCAAUGAUAUCCUCAGUUCCAGUGAUAUUGAUGAUUAUACAAGUCUUAUAUUAGUUAAUGCUUUAUAUUUUAAAAGUGCUUGGCUACAACCAUUUGAUCCUCAAUCUACAGAGAAAAGGAAGUUCUAUAGCAUCAAUGGCAUUACAACUUUCAUACCAACAAUGUACAAAACGAUCAAUUUACCUCAUGGUACUAUUCCUAGUCUGGAUGCUAGUUUUAUAAAAUUGAAAUAUAAGAGUGAAGUUUUUGAAAUGAUUAUUAUACUGCCAAAAGAAAAAGAUGGUUUACAUAAUCUAGAAAAACAUUUUGAAUGGCAUUUAGUUUCUGGAGCACGUUAUUUCAUGAAAGAAGUCGAAUUGUUUUUACCAAAAUUCAAAUUAGAAAACACCUUAGAUUUGAAAAGACCAUUACAAAAAUUUGGGAUCACAUCAAUAUUCCAAGAAACAGCUAAUUUUGAUAACCUUGCUCAUGAAUCAGUGUAUGUAAGCACAAUAAAGCAAAAACUGUUUGUAGAAGUCGAUGAAAAAGGUUCUGAAGCAGCCGCAGCAACGGUUGCUCAGAUAAGAUCGAGAAGGAUGAUUGUAAAGAGUGAUUAUUUUAAAGUGGAUCAUCCAUUUAUGUUUAUCAUCAAUCACAAGCCAAGUAAUAUUCCUUUAUUUAUUGGUAGCAUCCGGAAAUUAGGAGAAGUUAAAGAUGAACUAUAAAAACUUUUUUAUACAAUUUUUGUUCAGUGAAAAGUGUGAUAAUUUUAUACACGAAUGUUUAUUAAUUCUUUCUAUAUAACGUUUUAUUCAGAUUAGGCAGUUAUAUAUUUUUAUUCCUAUUUAUACAAUUUGAUGAUGUAUAAUUUGUUUUAAAAUUAUGAUAAUUAUAGCAUAGCGAUUCAAGAGAAAAUACUUAAUCAAAUCUUAAUGGAUAAUUUUGUGUGAAAAUUGUAUUAAAAUUUCACUCUAUUUAUAGAUGCUUUAUUUUAAGUGUCUCACAGUAUCGAUUAAACAUAGGAAGGGUUCGGGUUGUUGGGUAGUCAAAUUAAUAAUUGAAAAAGAUUGGGAGUUGGCGAGUUUGCGAUCAGAAUGUAACGUUCGACUAACGUUGUUGCCUUAAAAAUUGUGAUAAACAACGUCACCGAAGUGUCGGCAGACUUAUUAUAAAUCCGGGUCCAAAAGGAUCCAAAGGGUAUUUCGAUUAUCCAAAAACCCUUCCAAAAUUUAAUUCAUUCACGCUGAUUUGCAAUUAAAAAAAAUUUUUUUUUUCUAGUUAGCCAAAUUUUUUUAUUUAUAAUGUUAUAUCUUGUCAUAAUACAAAA
This is a messenger RNA of Phymastichus coffea, 1938 nucleotides long. Its product is annotated as antichymotrypsin-2-like. Lineage: Eukaryota; Metazoa; Arthropoda; Insecta; Hymenoptera; Eulophidae. Gene Ontology annotation, molecular function: serine-type endopeptidase inhibitor activity. The transcript is spliced from 8 exons. The coding region runs from base 158 to 1336 and encodes 392 amino acids. The record is from RefSeq and is a predicted model, not a curated record.